This is a messenger RNA of Telopea speciosissima, 3718 nucleotides long. RefSeq names its product 26S proteasome non-ATPase regulatory subunit 1 homolog A-like. The transcript has 14 exons. Bases 211 to 3246 code for a protein of 1011 amino acids. NCBI's taxonomy places the organism in Eukaryota, Viridiplantae, Streptophyta, Magnoliopsida, Proteales, Proteaceae. Gene Ontology annotation, molecular function: enzyme regulator activity. Gene Ontology annotation, biological process: proteasome-mediated ubiquitin-dependent protein catabolic process; regulation of protein catabolic process. The record is from RefSeq and is a predicted model, not a curated record. Gene Ontology annotation, cellular component: proteasome storage granule; nucleus; proteasome regulatory particle, base subcomplex.
UUCUUUCUUCUUCGUCGGCUUCAGAACUUGAAAAAAGAGGAAAACUAAAGGUGUUUAGGAUUUUAAUCAUCAUUAGAUUUCUUCAUUUGAAUCAAAACAAUAGUAUUAUUAGUAUUAAUUUUCAAAUAUAAUCUUAAGGAGAACAGAGACGAAACCCUAAAAAGACGGUGAAGUAGAAGAGAGAGAAAGACUGUUCGAGCUUGUGUUGCCAUGGCGACGAUGGUGAGUUCCGCAAGUGGGCUUUUGGCGAUGUUGAACGAGCCUCACCCUAUGUUGAAGCUCCACGCUCUCUCCAAUCUCAACACAUUUGUUGAUUACUUCUGGCCGGAGAUUUCCACCAGCGUACCCAUCAUUGAAAGUCUGUACGAGGAUGAAGGAUUUACGCAAAGACCGCUGGCUGCAUUGCUUGUUUCUAAGGUCUUUUACUACCUUGGUGAGCUCAACGAUUCCUUAUCAUAUGCCCUAGGGGCUGGACCACUGUUUGAUGUUUCGGAAGAUUCUGAUUAUGUUCAUACACUUCUUGCUAAAGCUAUAGAUGAAUAUGCAAGUCUCAAAUCUAAAGCAGCAGAAUCAAGUGAAGAUGCAGAAAAGUUGGAUCCUAGAUUGGAGACCAUUGUUGAAAGAAUGCUUGAUAAGUGCAUCUCUGAUGGGAAACAUCAACAAGCUAUGGGGACGGCUAUUGAGUGCCGAAGAUUGGAUAAACUUGAGGAAGCAAUUGUUAGGAGUGAUAAUGUUCAUGGAUCUCUUUCGUAUUGCAUUAAUAUCUCCCAUUCCUAUGUUAAUCUCAGAGAAUAUCGUCGUGAGGUUCUUCGGCUUCUUGUUAAUAUAUAUCAAAAAUUGCCUUCCCCUGAUUACUUGAGUAUUUGCCAAUGUCUAAUGUUCCUGGAUAAACCUGAAGAAGUUGCAGGAAUAUUGGAAAAGCUUCUACAAUCUGAAAAUAAGGACGAUGCUUUGCUGGCCUUUCAGAUUGCAUUUGAUCUUGUAGAGAAUGAGCAUCAAGCUUUUCUGUUGAAUGUUAGGGAUCGCCUCUCCAGUCCAAAAUCACGAUCUUCAGUGGCUGUGCAGCAUGGAUCAAGCGAACCAGAUUCUGCUCAAACUGGAGAUGCUACUGCUGGCAAUGAAAAUCCUACAAAUCCAUCAGAUGAUGUUCAAAUGACAGAUGGAGCUCGUGCUCCCAAUGAGGACAUACAUGAAAUGGACCCUAACGAGACGACUUAUGCUGAGAGGCUGGCAAAGAUCAAGGAGAUCUUGUCUGGGGAGACAUCAAUUCAGUUGACUUUGCAGUUUUUAUAUAGCCACAACAAGUCGGAUCUUCUGAUACUGAAGACAAUAAAGCAAUCAGUUGAGAUGAGGAAUAGUGUCUGUCACAGUGCAACAAUCUAUGCCAAUGCUAUUACGCAUGCAGGAACAACUGUGGAUACAUUUCUCAGGGAAAAUCUGGACUGGCUGAGCAGAGCUACAAACUGGGCUAAAUUCAGUGCCACUGCUGGGUUAGGUGUUAUUCAUAGAGGUCACCUGCAACAAGGGAGGUCACUGAUGGCACCUUACUUGCCACAGACGGGGGCUGCUGGUGGUGGUAGUCCAUACUCAGAAGGUGGUGCCCUUUAUGCUCUUGGUUUGAUCCAUGCCAACCAUGGUGAGGGUAUCAAACAAUUCCUUCGUGAGAGCCUCCGCAGUACGAAUGUUGAGGUUAUUCAGCAUGGAGCAUGCUUGGGUCUAGGUUUGGCAGCUUUAGGAACUGCUGAUGAAGAGAUUUAUGAUGAUGUCAAGAACGUCCUUUACACUGACAGUGCUGUGGCUGGUGAAGCUGCAGGCAUUAGUAUGGGCUUGCUAAUGGUUGGAACUGCAAGUGAGAAAGCCAGUGAAAUGCUUACUUAUGCACAUGAAACACAGCAUGAGAAAAUCAUUAGGGGUUUGGCUCUUGGAAUCGCUCUUACAGUGUAUGGAAGGGAAGAAGAGGCAGACACAUUGAUUGAGCAGAUGACUCGGGAUCAAGAUCCAAUUUUGCGUUAUGGUGGUAUGUAUGCAUUGGCACUGGCUUACAGAGGAACAGCAAACAACAAGGCCAUUCGUCAAUUACUGCACUUUGCAGUAUCAGAUGUAAGCGACGAUGUAAGGAGGACAGCUGUGCUAGCCCUAGGCUUUGUGCUUUACUCUGAACCUGAACAGACUCCUCGAAUUGUAUCCCUGCUUUCUGAGUCUUACAAUCCACAUGUUCGAUAUGGUGCGGCUCUGGCAGUGGGCAUUUCAUGUGCGGGUACUGGUUUGGGUGAAGCUAUAUCUUUGCUGGAGCCUCUUACAUCGGAUGUUGUGGAUUUCGUUCGUCAGGGAGCCCUCAUUGCAAUGGCCAUGGUCAUGGUUCAGACGAAUGAAGCCAGUGAUUCUCGUGUUGGAACAUUUAGGCGGCAGCUGGAGAAAAUAAUUCUUGAUAAGCAUGAGGAUACCAUGAGCAAGAUGGGAGCUAUCCUGGCUUCAGGAAUUCUUGACGCUGGUGGAAGGAAUGUGACAAUCAGGCUACUGUCCAAGACAAAGCAUGAUAAAAUUACAGCAGUUGUUGGACUUGCUGUUUUUAGUCAGUUUUGGUAUUGGUAUCCUCUUAUCUAUUUUAUAAGCCUCUCAUUCUCAAGCACUGCAUUUAUUGGGCUGAACUAUGAUUUGAAAGUUCCGAGGUUUGAGUUUUUAUCACAUGCAAAACCUUCUCUAUUUGAGUAUCCCCGACCAACUACUCUGCCCACUACAACAUCUGCUGUGAAACUCCCUACUGCUGUUUUGUCGACCUCUGCAAAAGCCAAGGCUAGGGCUAAAAAAGAGGCAGAGCAGAAGGCCAGUGCUGAAAAAUCAUCAGGGGAGGAAUCUACUUCCGUUGGUUCUAAUGUGGGGAAAGGAAAAUCAUCUAGUGAGAAGGAUGGGGACUCUAUGCAGGUUGAUAGCUCAUCGGAGAAGAAGACAGAAUCUGAAUCAUCUUUUGAACUUUUGACAAAUCCUGCUCGCGUUGUCCCUGCCCAAGAGAAGUUCAUUAAAUUUUUGGAGGAAAGCAGAUACGUGCCUGUGAAGUUGGCCCCAUCAGGGUUUGUUCUAUUGAAGGACCUGCGGCCAACUGAGCCAGAGGUACUCUCUCUAACAGAUACUCCAUCAUCUAUGGCUUCAUCUGCAGGGGGAUCAACUACUGGUCAACAGGGAUCAGCAUCUGCUAUGGCUGUUGAUGAGGAGCCUCAGCCUCCGCAGCCAUUUGAGUACACCUCAUGAUUGCCAUCUUCGUUCAAGUUUAUUUGGAGAGUGCGGCUUGUUAUUUACUACUUGAAAGGCAAGUGUGAUGCUUUGUGUGGACAAAGGAGAAACAUUUGAGCGAUCACUCAACACUAGGCAGUGUGAUAUUAGAGUGGGGAUGUUCCCUCUCACCACGGGCUGAGUUUUAGCAGGCAAUCUCUUAAGCUUCUCCUGUGAAGCUGCUACAGUCUAUUUCUCCACAAUUGAUUGUUUAAUUUAUGCGUCGGGGGAAGCAGGACAAUGAAUCUGAGAUUUUACCCCACUGUAUCUGAGAAAUCAUUUAUUUCCAAAAUCUUGAUAUUGAACAAGGACAAGGGUGCCUGAUUUAAGAAUAGCAGCCUUUUAUUUUUUGUAGCAUGUCCUGUUGUUUGAGUUAAUAACUUGCUGAGCCCUCUAUUCACCUUCACGAAGUUUGGAAAUUAAUCGUAAUUCAUUUGGAUGUCAUAUAUUU